AUGCAAACAAUUGCAUUCUUUAAAGAUGAAGAUCUCAAAGAAACCUUUGCCAACUAAACUUCGAUGUAAAUCAUUAUUGAAACAUUUAGAAUAUAGACACUAUAUCAUGCAUAAUUAGAAGUGAGCAAAAUAAAUGAAAAUCUCCAUAAUUGA
Messenger RNA from Paramecium pentaurelia, 153 nucleotides. The record is from the annotation of a GenBank genome assembly. Lineage: Eukaryota; Ciliophora; Oligohymenophorea; Peniculida; Parameciidae.